AGUCUUUUACGGGACGUGGUUGAGUGACCACGUUUUCGAAAAAAGCGGAACGAUCAUAUUGUUUAAUAUUAUUUAUAAAUACUCAUUUGCAUUUUUGCGCGUCUUUAGUGGUCUUUAAUUUUGUAUUUUAAAGUAAGAACUGAAGUUUUUAAUUAAAUAUAAGUAGUGCUUAUUGGAAUAGACAAAAAUAUUAGAAAUAUUGUGUUAUGUGGUAUAUCUUUGUGAUUUCGUAAACUGGGAUUUCGAAUCGUCUGUCAAUAAUUUAUGAUAGGAAUUCUUCUCAAAGAUGAAUAACAGCGCUGUUCAGAUUUGACAAGAAACCAGAAUAUCAAAAUGGAUAACACUACACGAUCUGCUGAUGAGCAAGUAAACAACAAUACAGAAGAAUGUAAUAAAAACGAAAAGAGAAUCCCUACCUUAGAAGAUUUAAAUGAAAAUAGAAACCAAAGGGCAAAAGAAGGAAUUAAAGAGAUAAGACAGGAACCGGUAUCCAUUAUAACUAAUUAUUGCAAAAUGAAGAAAUCGAACUACUUCCUUUAUAAGAACUUUCAUUAUAAAGAAGAACUAUCGCGAAGAAUUGCUAUAAAAAGAGAAUACGGGUUUUACAAUUAUUGUUUUGUAAGUGUUUGUAUUAGUUUUAUACUAGGAUUAUCUAUUGGUGUUGUUAUAAUGGGAUCACCACAAACAAAUGUAAUGAAUCCUGUAUAUGGUGCUAGAAAAGGGAUAAAAUUAAAUAGCUCGCGAGAUGUUCAUUCAAGAAGUUUAAAUUCCAUGAAAUACAAUAAUGUUCCUAGAACAAAUAAUAAUGUAGAAAUCAAAAGAGAAGACAAAGAUUUAAACAGAUUUACGUCUGUGUCAUUUACCGGGGACAAUGAAACGCAGAAUUACAAUAAAGAUGUUUAUCCAAAAGGUCUAACUGAGGACAUGAAAGAGAUAUUAAAAGAUAACAAAAAUACUCAUCACAAGCACUCCAUCGCUAAUGUUAUUACUAACAAAACUGACUAUAUUCCUAAUGAUCAAACUGUCUUAUACGAUAACAUUUAUUGGGGGCCAGAAGUUGAAAACUCUAUGCCUCAAGGUUACGGAGAAAAUACUGCUGAAAUUUGGGAAAGAUAUGUUGAGCAGAGCGAAGUAAUUAAAAUGGAAAGUGGAUGUGGUAGAAUGCAGAAUCGAUUAGUGACAUUUAAAGAUGGAAUUCAAGCCUGUGUUCGAUACAGACAAAACACUGACCAAAUUCAGGGCGAAAUUUUUAGCUUUUAUGUGGGAAGAUUAUUAAAUUUGACAAAUUUAGCACCGUCGGUUGUUAAAGUAGUCGAUUUGAAAGACAAACUUUGGCAAAGCGUUGCUGGAGAUAUUUCUUCUGCUCAAUGGAAUUCUAAUAGAGCUGUUGUUCUUACUCAAUACAUACCUAGCCUAGAAUCGGCUACAAUUCCAGAAGUUUUUAAGCCGUCAAAUAGACAUCUCAACAAAAUAGAUGUUUUAAAAAUGUCUUUAAAGGAAAACGAUGUUAGGGAUACAGCUAAGCAAAUUAUGAUCAAUAAGCUAAAAGCAAAAAAUGUUAAACGUCAGCAAAAGGAUACCGACGAGACGUUUGAUCACAUAAAAAUUAAAUUGACAAAGCAAACAAUUCAGCUUUUUGUUGAAUUAGCUCAAUGGUCUGACCUCAUAAUAUUCGACUACCUUACAGCUAAUUUAGAUAGAAUCGUUAAUAACUUGUUUAAUUAUCAAUGGAACAUUAACAUCAUGGACGGCCCAGCGCAUAAUUUGGCAAGAAAGAUGGAUAGUGGAUUGCUACUAUUUUUGGAUAACGAAUCAGGGCUCCUUCACGGAUAUAGACUGCUAAAAAAGUACAAUGUGUAUCACAGUUUAAUGCUAGAUAACUUGUGUGUGUUUAGGAAGAGAACCGUUAACGCUUUAAAAUUUUUAUAUGAACAAUCAGUAGGUGUAAAAUUGAGUGAAAUGUUUCAUCAAAAAAACAAUGCAGUGAUAAGGGACAUUUUACCGCCUUUGCCGGAAAAAAAUGCGAAAAUUCUCCAUGAAAGAAUAGGCAAAGUUUUAAGUCAAAUAGAAAAGUGUGAACAAGCAUUCGGUAAUAGAUAGCUCUGUUAUAUUGUAAGACUUGCACUGAAAUUAUUUACGACAUUAAAUAUGAUACUAAUUUCUCUCCAAAUGUAUCUAGGUAGUAGAUCCCUAAUUUAAAAAUUGUAGAUUUUUCAAAUAUACGCGUCAGUCAAUUUUAAAAGGCAGUGUAAUGCAAAUUCAAGAUGCAAUAUGAUUAUUGAUGUAUUUUUUCAGUGCUAGUCGAAAAUAGACUUAUAAGCAUUUCUCGAUACCAAAUACUCUUAUUUAUUGUAAAAAAAGCAUAAAUAACGUGCCAGUAUAUGUAUUUGAAGUGAUAUUAAAAUUUAACCUAAUAUAGUUAAAUUGUGAAUAUAGGAUAUAAUAUUUUUAAAUAAAGUUGUCAAUUUGUUUGUAAAUUGUGUACAUAUAGCUUUAUAUAUACGAGUAUAUAUUAUUUAAUAAAUAUGAACGUUUCUUUUCGCCGAGUAAAAACAUAUUAUUAAUUAUUAAAUGACUAUUGUAUAACGCGUAAAAAUGUGGUAGGUAUUCACUAUUUCCAUUCGAAAAAGUACUUUGUCAGUAAAGGAAUAUCUACGUCAUUGGUCUAAGGCGCAACCUUUAAUAAUAAAAUAUGUAAAUACAUGUAAAAAAUGUAAUUAUAAUGAAUAAAUGAUUUUUC
Molecule: messenger RNA, 2740 nt
Organism: Parnassius mnemosyne (clouded apollo)
Lineage: Eukaryota; Metazoa; Arthropoda; Insecta; Lepidoptera; Papilionidae
Source: the annotation of a GenBank genome assembly